UUUUCAGAUUCUUCAUUUCUUCCACUCAUCCAGCGAAGACAAUUGGAGAAAAGCGCGAUCCUCGUGAAUCCGUUUCGUUGCACUAUCCUCGGGUUUAAAUCGCCUGCAGCGCGCACACCCUAGUCUCCGUCGCCGGAAAAUGGCCUCCGACGGAGCUACUUCGGCGGCGGCGGCGGCGAGUAGGAGAAAGCCGUCGUGGAGGGAGAGAGAGAAUAACCGAAGGAGAGAACGGAGGAGAAGAGCGAUCGCGGCGAAAAUAUACUCUGGACUUCGAGCUAUGGGGAACUAUAACUUGCCGAAGCACUGUGACAACAACGAAGUUCUCAAAGCGCUUUGUGCCGAAGCUGGUUGGUGCGUCGAAGAAGACGGCACUACCUAUCGUAAGGGUUGCAAGCCACCUCUGGCCAAUGGUGCAGGGAACUCAAUGAGAAACGUUCCCUUUUGCUCUUCUCAAAGCCCAAGUCCUUUUUCUUCGUCGUACCCCAGUCCAAUUCCUUCAUACCAAGUGAGUCCUUCUUCCUCCUCUUUCCCAAGCCCGUUUCGGUUAGAUGUGGAUAAGGAUAAUGUAUCAAACCUCAUUCCAUACAUUCGCAAUGCGUCCCUGUCUCUUCCUCCUCUGAGGAUAUCAAACAGUGCCCCUGUGACGCCGCCUCUUUCAUCACCUACAUCAAGAAAUCCAAAACCAAUUCCUACAUGGGAGUCUAUUGCCAAAGAAUCCAUGGCUUCCUUUAAUUACCCUCUCUUUGCAGCUUCUGCUCCUGCCAGCCCCACUCACCGUCAUCUUUACACCCCGGCCACUAUUCCAGAAUGUGAUGAGUCUGAUACUUCCACCUGUGAGUCUAACCAGUGGAUGAAAUUCCAAGCAUUUGGUCCUUCUGCAUCUACGUUACCAGCUUCUCCAACUUUCAAUCUUGUUAAACCUUUGGUUCCACACCGUGUGCCUGUUAACUCAAUCCAAGAGAUGAGGACGAGUUCAGAAGAGUUUGGGGUACAGGUAAAGCCUUGGGUUGGGGAGAAAAUUCAUGAAGUGGCAUUGGAUGAUUUGGAACUAACGCUUGGAAGCGGGAAGGUGCGGAGUUAGGCUGCUGACAGAAUUGCUUCAUCUUGGUGAUUUGAAAUUGAAGUUUCAAGUUUUGUCAAGUUUCUUGUCUGUCAAAAAGCUCACAAGACCAGAUUAUUUGUUAAUGUCGUACAUUUAAAUUAUAUUGUUCUUGUUCUUUGUAUCAAAUAGUUUGUAUGUGAUUUUUAUUUUUACCAACAGGUUUGUAGUGAGCUCAAAGUGAAAUAGUAGUCUCUAUUGUUUUCUACCAAUUGAACCCAUUGAUAACUUAAUGAGCCCAAAGCGGCGUGAACUAUAAUAUGGAAUUAUGUUACUAGUCUCUGGUCAUGAAGCCAUCUGGCACUGUGUAUAACAUGUGAUGUGUUGUGCAGGAGAUGGGGUUUCUUUGGAAAGAAGUAUAAGAUUUGAUGUUGUAUUUCCCUUCUGGUUUGACAAUUUGGUAUAUUUUUUUAUGUGUAAUUUAUCUGUUUCUAACAGCUUCAGUAAUGGCUGCUUGUUUUUAAAUUGUGAUUUAUUUUCGGCAUAAU
Vigna umbellata (rice bean) is the source of this 1587-nucleotide messenger RNA. Its product is annotated as protein BRASSINAZOLE-RESISTANT 1-like. NCBI's taxonomy places the organism in Eukaryota, Viridiplantae, Streptophyta, Magnoliopsida, Fabales, Fabaceae. Gene Ontology annotation, molecular function: DNA-binding transcription factor activity. Gene Ontology annotation, biological process: DNA-templated transcription; brassinosteroid mediated signaling pathway. The record is from RefSeq and is a predicted model, not a curated record.